AUGUUUAAGCUAGUGGUUUUAUCUGUUGCGGUUGCCUUAGUAGCAGCCGAGCCUAGUGUCAUCGCUCCUCUGUGGGGUGGACACUUAGCCGCUCCUCUGGUUGCAGGUCCCCUGGCCGCUGGGCUCGUAGCUCCAGUUGGUGCCGCUAUCGCUGCACCAGUGGCUGCUGCCCCUCUCGCUCCUGUACCCAUCGGCGUUGGCAACUACCGAGGCCCACUAUCUCUCGCCCCUGGCCAACCCGCUAAUGUCUUAGCUGUCGAUGGCAGGCCUCUCGACACUCUUGAUGUCAACGUAGACCGUGCUGUUCACUACACCGCGAAGGCUUUGAAUGGUGUUCAUCUCCUGAAGAAGAGGUCCCUUGUGGCUCCUUGGGGUGCGCCGAUCGGUCUGCCUCUUGCCGCCCGUGUUGUAGCUCCUGCUCCCAUCGCCGUCGCCGCCGCAGCACCAGUUGCCACUUUGGGUUGGGGUCACGGUGUCCACCUGGGACACCUUUGG
Messenger RNA from Brenthis ino (lesser marbled fritillary), 495 nucleotides. Lineage: Eukaryota; Metazoa; Arthropoda; Insecta; Lepidoptera; Nymphalidae. The record is from the annotation of a GenBank genome assembly.